GACGAUGAUUUUUUUUAGCAUGCGCUUUUAAUGACGUCAUUGGCCAGUGUAGGCCUCUGGUAAAGCUGUAAAGCCGCUUUUUUCAUUUUUGCUGAUUUUGCUUGUUGAUUAUCUUGUAUCAGUAUAGGAUCCACAGAGUAAGGCUUAAGGCGACCCAAAGCAUUUAACAGAAAUCAGGGACACAAUGAAGCUUGAGAAGACCUGACACUGCUAAGACAGUCUACCUGUGAUUGCAGUUUGCACUACCUUUGAGAAUCUGAAACCAUUGCUGAAGAUACAGUAAUUGGCUGUUGGAGGUCUAUCAAAGAACCUGGCACCUGGUGCUGGCUCAGCCAUGCUCAGUGUGCUGACUGACUCUCCUGUGGCACCACUGGUGCUGCUGGUGCUGACCUGCUGUGUUGGUGAUCUGGCCCUGCACCUGACGGCCGCCGCCAGCCCCUGCUGGCCGCGCGCAGUGCUCGAUACGGUCACACACGGCCUGGUGGCGCUGUUCGCGUGGACGGCCGUCACCUGGAGCACUGUCAGCUGGAGGCUCGCCGGGCUGGCCGGCUUCUGCGGCGCCGUGAUCGAUCUGGACCACGCGCUAAUGGCCGGGAGCCUGAACAUCGAGGCGCUGGUGAGCCUGCCGUCGCGGCCGCCGCUGCACGCCACCAGUCCGUGGCUGCUGCUGCUGGUACCGCUGGCGUUGGGUGGCCGCGUCUGGCGCACCGGCGCCGCGCUGCUGCUCGCCGCUGGACUGUCACACCAUCUCCGUGACGCCGGUCGGCGCGGCCUGCUGCUGCCGCCUCUCGGCUCCACGCCGCCGCUGCCGACACCGGUCUACCUGACUCUGGAGGUGGUAUUGUGUCUGGGCCUGCGGCACGCGCUAGGUAGUGCCACUGCCCCCGCUGCUGGUCGGACGGUCUCGGACGCAGCGCGGUUAUUGUCUGUGUGAUUGGAGGUGGUAGGUCUCGGGUGAACCAGACAACGGACGAUGGAUCGAUAUCUGUCGCAUGACGGGCUACCGUGUAUUUAACGGGUAUGCGAUGCUUGCGAGAACCAUAUUCAUUAUUUAUUGUUGGAAAAGUUAUAUAGCUGUCGAGCCGACUUACUUCUUAGUACUUCAAGUACCGAAAGGGCUGUGAAUUGCUGAUGUUCAGUGGUCGUUUCGUUAUGGUGUUGGGUAGGGCUAUUCCGCCUCUUUCAUUGCGCAUCUGUGAUAACUCCUACGUCCUCUAGAUCUGCCGGUCAAUUUUCGCGUUCGCUACCAAAGAUCGGACUGCCAGCAUACAGACCCUUUUGUACUGUGCCCUGUCCAUUCGCACUGCACUGUGUUUGUUAUUAAAAUGAAUAUCAAUGUGACAAUUGCGU
Amphibalanus amphitrite is the source of this 1350-nucleotide messenger RNA. Its product is annotated as transmembrane protein 267-like. Bases 335 to 934 code for a protein of 199 amino acids. The record is from RefSeq and is a predicted model, not a curated record. The transcript is spliced from 3 exons. Lineage: Eukaryota; Metazoa; Arthropoda; Thecostraca; Balanomorpha; Balanidae.